Molecule: messenger RNA, 1117 nt
Organism: Suricata suricatta (meerkat)
Lineage: Eukaryota; Metazoa; Chordata; Mammalia; Carnivora; Herpestidae
Gene: SYCP3
Product: synaptonemal complex protein 3
Exons: 9
Coding region: 110-817 (235 amino acids)
Biological process (GO): meiotic cell cycle; spermatid development
Cellular component (GO): synaptonemal complex
Source: RefSeq, a predicted model, not a curated record
CGAUCGGCCAUUGUGGGGUUUUUUUCAGGCGGGAGGACGGGAAGACUGUCUAGCGCGGAGUCCGCGCUAGAGGCUUCUCUCAAUUUGUGAGCCCAGAAAACAUCUAAAUAUGGUGCCAUCUGGAAGAAAGCAUUCGGGGAAAUCUCGGAGGAUGUCACUGCAGGAUCAGGUCUUACGAGCCUAUGACUUUGUGAAAGAAGAGCAAGAUCUGAAGGAUUCAGAGGAGGAUGUCACUAAAGGGAAGAUUCCAGGAAUUCAUAAGCGUGGGAAGAAAAGGACAUCUGCAGGAAUAUUUGAAGAUAUGGGGGGUGAAGUACACACUAUACUGGAAAGACUUGGAGCUGGCAUUAACAUGGCUCUUCUUGCCAAGAGAAAAAGACUAGAAAUGUAUGCCAAGACUUCUCUCAAAAAUAGUAACCAGAAAAUUGAGAAUAUUUGGAAAACCCAACAAGAGAAAAGGAAGAAGCUUAACCGAGAGUAUUCUCAGCAAUUUCUGGCUUUGUUUCAUCAGUGGGAUAUAGAUAUGCAGAAAGCUGAGGAACAACAAGAAAAACUAUCUAACCUGUUCCAACAGCAACAAAAGGCUCUUCAACAAUCUAGAAUUGUUCAGAGCCAGAGACUGAAAACAAUUAGACAGUUACAUGAGCAGUUCAUAAAGAAUAUGGAAGACUUUGAAAAGAAUCAUCAUAAUCUACUUACCGGCGCACAAAAUGAACUUAGAAAAGAAAUGGCUAUGUUGCAAAAAAAAAUUAUGAUGGAAACUCAGCAGCAAGAGAUGGCAAGCGUUCGAAAGUCUCUUCAAUCCAUGUUAUUCUGAUGACUCUUUGAAGGAAGAACUUGAACCUAAAUAAUAUGAUACAAUUAUAACAUUAGCUAAGGACAUGUAAUUCUUUAGAGUGGUUUAAAUAUUCUAGUUUAAAAUAAUACAUUGUGUUAAUCUUUAGCUUCAGUGCAAGAACCCCUUUCUGUUAACCUUCACAUAGAGCUGAAUAGUUAUGUGAGUAGUAGCAAUUCCUAAAUUAUAUAUACCAAGCCUUCAGUUCUUUAAUUGUAAUUGUGAAUUUAUCUCUUUAACACUUGUCAAGUAACUUCGAGCAAUAAAAAUGAUUUAAUUUCA